UGAAAGAAAACUAUACUCUUUUUCAAAUUGACAAAAAAUAAUUCAGUUAAGUUGAAGUCUGAUAAAUAAGAAAGGUAGACAAACGGUUCCCUGCCAUUCGGAACUCCCUCUCCCUCCUCUCCUCUCUCUCCGUCAACGACCAUGCCCAGCCACCACCACCACCGUUCCACUCCUCUGCUUUCUUCCUCCGCCUCCACAUCUUCUCAAUCCUUUCUCUCCAAGCUCAUCGUCCUCCUCACUGUCCUUCCCCUCUCCCUCGCGCUCUUGGCCUUUGUCCUUCAGUGGCGUGGUGGAGCCGUCUCCGAUCCUACCAUCGCCACAACCGCCUCCACCUCGCGAUGGGCACCUCAUGGAUCCCAGCACGAGGUCUUCCCCGGCAUGGAGACGUUAGCCUCUCUUGCCCCCAAGGUCCACUCCUCGUCUUCGGAUUGCUCCAGUCUUGUCCGCAGCGCUUCUCCUUCGUUCCCCUAUUACGGUGAAUGGAAGUUUGGAAUCGAGACAAAUUUAAAGCCCAAGAUCUGUAUUACAACAAGUACAUCAGCUGGCUUAGACCAGAUUUUACCGUGGAUGUUUUAUCAUAAAGUUAUUGGAGUGACAGACUUUUUCCUCUUUGUGGAAGGGAAGGCUGCAUCUCCUAAUGUUUCAAGAGUUUUGGAAUCUAUUCCUGGAGUGAAAGUGAUAUAUAGAACAAGAGAGCUAGAGGAGCAGCAGAGUAAAAGCCGGAUCUGGAAUGAGACAUGGCUUUCAAGUUUCUUUUACAAGCCUUGCAAUUAUGAGCUAUUUGUUAAGCAAUCACUCAAUAUGGAAAUGGCAAUUGUCAUGGCAAGGGACGCAGGAAUGGAUUGGAUACUUCAUCUUGACACUGAUGAAUUGAUACACCCAGCUGGCACUAGUGAAUAUUCUUUGAGGCAAUUGCUGCUUGAUGUGCCUAGCAAUGUUGAUAUGGUUGUAUUUCCAAAUUAUGAGAGCAGUGUUGAAAGAGAUGAUAUUAAGGACCCCUUUAGUGAGGUAACAAUGUUCAAGAAGAACUAUGAUCAUCUUCCAAAAGACACCUACUUUGGCAUGUACAAAGAAUCAACCCGUGGUAAUCCAAACUACUUCCUGACUUAUGGGAAUGGAAAAUCAGUUGCACGUAUUCAGGAUCAUCUUCGUCCAAAUGGUGCCCAUAGAUGGCACAAUUAUAUGAAAACCCCAAAUGAAAUCAAAUUGGAAGAGGCUGCUGUUCUGCACUACACAUAUACCAAAUUUUCAGACUUGACAUCAAGGCGUGAUCGGUGUGGCUGCAAGCCUACGAAGGAGGAUGUCAAAAGAUGUUUCAUGUUGGAAUUUGACAGAUCUGCAUUCAUAAUUGCUUCUACUGCCACACAGGAGGAGAUGCUAAACUGGUACCGUGAGCAUGUUGUAUGGGGUGACAAAGAACUUAAAAUGAAACUCCUGAGAAAGGGUAUUCUGACGCGGAUUUAUGCUCCAAUGGUCAUAGUACAAGGUUUACGAGAGUCUGGUGUCUUCAGUUCUGUUAUCACAUCUGCCCCCAAUACUCUUUCAAGGGACAAGUUUUUAGCAUCGAUUGAUAGUAGUAACUCAUCCAGAACUGAUUCCUCCAAAUCCCAUCCCUCAAGAAAAAUUGGUAGAGGCGGAGAUAAUCAAGCAUCUGCCAGGAAGGUAUUGGAGAUUGAUGCUAUUGCAUCUCAUCAAGUGGCUGUUCCACCAUUGUCACCGCCGGGACCUGAAACUGACGACUUCGUCAAAGCAUGAAGGACUAGCCGGGCUUUUGCUUACUCAUCGUCCUCUGUUUGACUAGUCUAUCCAAUGUAAGUCCCUUAUUAGGGAAAGGAAGAAUAAUGAGAAAAGAAACAGCAUGUCAGUUUUUGCGUCACCGGGUAUACAGUUUCAUCCCAAUUGAUGCAUUAAACUCACCCUAACAAGUGUACUCCGUUGUUUUAUGUAAUAUAAUGGUGAGAAAAGUAUUAAAUUCAUAAGAAUUGC
Rubroshorea leprosula is the source of this 1986-nucleotide messenger RNA. Lineage: Eukaryota; Viridiplantae; Streptophyta; Magnoliopsida; Malvales; Dipterocarpaceae. The record is from the annotation of a GenBank genome assembly.